UGCAUAUCUUCGCAAAUCGUCGAACUCAAUUCAAACGUCAUCUUGCGAGUCACGUUGGGGCGGUUCUCUGACUCUGCGGUGCCAGGAACAAUACUUUCAGUUCUUCGCUUCUCGCAGUUCACUGGCAGUCAUCUCGCAUUCCAUAUAAAUGCGAUCUCGCGAUAGUGGAGGGUUUAUGUCGAUCGGUGCAAGCGUCAAAUCAUGGCGGACUGGUCGGUGUGUAGUCGAAGCGCCCUUGAGACCCUGCGAAGAGGUGCAGCGAGUAUACUGGCAAGCAAAUCUCGUCACGUCAACACCAACAGUAUCGAUGCGCACUGGUACUGCGAUGCAUAGAAACCUGCUCUGCUUUUCCGACUGGAUUCGCUUCACCCUUCACCGCUUUCGAUCGUGGUUGGUGGAUGGAGUCGAUCGUGGUUGGUGGAUGGAGCAGACCGUGGACAACACACCGCCGUAUCUUAAUUCGCUUCAGUACCACUCAUCACACAGACGUAUCGUUGCGCUUGAAGGCAUCUACUCGCCUGGAACUUCUACUUCCUUCUCGUGUCGGCCCAACGCUCACCGAAGGCACAAGUCACGCGCCCUCACACGCACCUAUCGGGACAAAUCGGAUCAGCUGCCGCCCAUUAACAUGUCUGUACGCGCCAGAACGGAUCCCGAAUCUGUAGCUGUAUACCCUUUACUACAGCUUUUCAUGUGUUGAUAAUACUGCUAUGGUGCGGGCAGGGCGGCGAUCAGGAUACAUCGGAUGAGAAGAGGUCGAGUGUGAAGACCGCGGGGUAUAAAUCGAGGCACUUGGUCAACUCGUACCUUUGUUUGCCAGACUGAGCCUGCUGAUCAUGUUCACCUUACCCAACUGCCUUGCCAAGCAGAGUGACUGUACAGAGCUCCGUAUCUAGACCAUACCAUCCAUCUUGCGCGCGGUAAACUUGCAUGACUUAGCCAACAUCGCUCCAAUACUAAGGCUCACGGAAUUGCGUUGGUAUGUCUCACUGACUAUUUUCGUAGGACCCAGAGUGAAGGAAAUAACAGGUUCCU
This is a messenger RNA of Didymella exigua CBS 183.55, 1035 nucleotides long. RefSeq lists its product as uncharacterized. The transcript has a single exon. The record is from RefSeq and is a predicted model, not a curated record. The coding region runs from base 149 to 700 and encodes 183 amino acids. NCBI's taxonomy places the organism in Eukaryota, Fungi, Ascomycota, Dothideomycetes, Pleosporales, Didymellaceae.